AUGGUGACCAUUCGCCAAGCCCUGCUUUCUGUGAAGGGAGAAGACGCCAGCUCCAUUUUGCCAAUUGUGUCUGCCCUUUCCGAGUUAGGCUUUGACGUGGAUGCUGAGGUUGACAGCGCUUUCCGAUUGCUGGACGUGAAACAAGCAGCAGGCCUCACUGUUCGGCAACAAUCGGCGUUAAAGGCUGCCAUCCAAGAUGCUGCUGCUGAUGCGGACCUGGGACCUGACACUGGCACUGGCACUGACACUGGUGAGGACCGGAUCCGGAUUUGGAUUCAGGUGCUGAUGGGGGUGGAGGUGGCGGCAGCUGGUGGCGGUCUGUGGGCCGUAGCAGCACAGCGGAGAGGCGGGGGGGGGGCUCUCGGAAGUGCUGACACGACGGCCGAGUACCUGAAAAAGUGCCUGGCUCCAUUCCCUGCCGAGGUCUUGCUGACAGGGCAGAACCUGCGGCAGUACAUUGAGGGGGACCUUGGGGAGGGGCUCCGCCUGCCGAUGUCGACGCCGGCUGCUGCGCGGCUGGCUUACGAGUGCCCCUCGGGUCUGAGCCACCUGGUGGUGUCGGAGAGCGAUGACCCACGGGCAGCCACGGCAGAAAUGCUGUGCCACUUCUUCGGGGGCGCCUUUUGGAGCCUCGACUUAAACACGAGCUUAAACACGAGCUUAAACACGAGCGGCACCAGCAUAAUAUACACGUUGGGGUUAACAAUGUAUGUGAUUGACAGAAUGCUCUCUCUCAUUGCGGCGCACGUGGAUUGGCCUGUUCUUAAGAUGGACAGAAAUGCGAGUGGAGCGACAGUGCUAAACAGCAGGCCAGGCUUCAUUUGCUGGGUCAACAAAGCCCUCCUGUUUAAGGGCGUGGAGAAGGCGGACAAGGAGGAAAUGUUCCAAGCAAUUGGCGAGCUGGGGGGGAAGAUGCCGCGCGCGUGGGCCACAGAGCUGCUGCCAGGCUACCCCGUCCCCUGCAUGCUGGGCUUCGCAGCAGCCGGCUCCUCGCUGCAGGCAGGCUACAUUCGGAAGACUAUCAGGGAGUUCUCCGUGCUGCAUGCAACGUAUACAAGCUUCGAGCUGCUGCAGGACGUGUAUGAAAAGAUGAAGCGGCAUGAGGACAAAAUCAUCCAGCUGGCUUACAACAUGGUUGCACCGCGCCUGGAGGAUGAUGAAUACAUCGUGCACCUGGCCCCGAUCGGUGUGCCCUGCACGGGGGCCCCGGGUUCCGAGGAGGAGCUCAAGUGCGCGGUGCAUGGCGCCCUGACCGGCCUAGAGGCUUUGCACUCUGAAGGCAAGGUCCCUGCUAUAACCGGCAUAUGUCUGAUGUCAUGGUGGUUUUUCGCUUGCUGCUGCACCACAUGCAUUUGUUGCCAGAUGCUCUAUUGUCGCUGGUGCAUAUGCUUUGUGCACCGGGACGUGCGUUGGGCCAACCUCAUUUUCCUGCCGGUGCCACGCAAAUGGCUGCUCAUUGACCUGGAGCACGUGGGCAAGGUCGGCUGCAAGUGCAGCGACCCACCCUACCCGCUGAGGUACUGGCGCAGCACCACCCUGGAAUGUGAUGGCACCUACACGCCAUACUCAGACCUGGACAUGGUGGUGGAUCAGCUAAUGAACCACUUGGCGUUUCCAUUGAGCAGUGCGGCACAGGACCUGCGGCAACAGCUGGAGAGGCGCAGCCUGACCGCCAAGGAUGCGCUGACGCACACGUGGUUCUGUGGGCUGUAA
Messenger RNA from Volvox carteri f. nagariensis, 1713 nucleotides. RefSeq lists its product as uncharacterized. Bases 1 to 1713 code for a protein of 570 amino acids. NCBI's taxonomy places the organism in Eukaryota, Viridiplantae, Chlorophyta, Chlorophyceae, Chlamydomonadales, Volvocaceae. The record is from RefSeq and is a predicted model, not a curated record. The transcript is spliced from 8 exons.